This is a messenger RNA of Aspergillus bombycis, 1062 nucleotides long. RefSeq names its product GOLPH3/VPS74 family protein. The coding region runs from base 1 to 1062 and encodes 353 amino acids. Gene Ontology annotation, cellular component: Golgi cisterna; trans-Golgi network; cytosol. NCBI's taxonomy places the organism in Eukaryota, Fungi, Ascomycota, Eurotiomycetes, Eurotiales, Aspergillaceae. The transcript is spliced from 4 exons. The record is from RefSeq and is a predicted model, not a curated record. Gene Ontology annotation, molecular function: phosphatidylinositol-4-phosphate binding. Gene Ontology annotation, biological process: Golgi to plasma membrane protein transport; retrograde vesicle-mediated transport, Golgi to endoplasmic reticulum; Golgi vesicle budding.
AUGGCCUCAGCCGGGGGCUUGACUCGCCGACGAGGUGGCGGUCGAGUCGCUGGCGCAGACGAGAACGAUGACAGCAGAGUCUCCUCGCCAGUCUCCAGAAAUGGUUCUUCCUUGGACAACCGUAUCCCCGAGACGUCGUUCACCAGUGCCGAGAAUGGACACAAGAUCGCAUUCGACCCCAGAGACCUCAGCGAGACCGAGGAACGAAGCAAGCAGCCCAAGCUGACGUUGAUGGAGGAAGUACUACUGCUGGGGUUGAAAGAUAAACAGGGUUAUCUGUCUUUCUGGAACGAGAACAUUUCGUACGCUUUGAGAGGAUGUAUUGUGAUAGAAUUGGCCCUCCGCGGUCGUAUUAGCAUGCAGAAGGAUUCUUCUCGACGGCGCUUCCCCCUGGCCGAUCGUGUGAUUGAAGUCGUCGACGAUACAUUGACUGGGGAGGUCUUGCUGGACGAGGCGUUGAAGAUGAUGAAGUCGAGUGAGAAGAUGAGUGUGAACUCCUGGAUUGAUCUCAUGAGUGGUGAAACAUGGAACUUGAUGAAGAUUGGCUACCAGUUGAAGCAAGUGCGUGAACGUCUGGCGAAGGGUCUUGUCGACAAGGGCAUUCUUCGUACCGAGAAACGCAAUUUCCUCCUCUUUGACAUGGCUACACAUCCUGUCGCCGACGGCGGCGCGAAAGACGACCUCCACCGUCGGGUGCGCAAUGUGUGCAGCAAUCGAACUGUGAUUCUUCCGCCUAACCAGUGGCUUCCUGAGGACUCCGAGUUCCGCUACCUGCGGACGAUCACGAUGGUAUGCGCAGCUUACGCGGCGAACGUCUUGGAAAACGCUCUGGUCACAAUGAGCCAUGAGGCUCGGGAGAGAGCCUUUGCGCAGGUGGAUGAGUUACUGGCAGAGUACUCCCAGUGGCCAUUUGCCCGGCGGGCGGGUGGUUCGCAGGCAAUUGGAGCUAAUUUGGCGGGGGCAAUCAACGAGGAGGUGAACAAGGCCAAGGACAGAGAGCUUCAGUUGGAGAUUGUUGCAGCAUGUUUGAGCGUUUUCACUAGACUCGACUCCUUGCUUUAG